Molecule: messenger RNA, 936 nt
Organism: Adineta ricciae
Lineage: Eukaryota; Metazoa; Rotifera; Eurotatoria; Adinetida; Adinetidae
Source: the annotation of a GenBank genome assembly
AUGACUCAACAAGCUAAUAUCGGAUUACCAAAUCGACCGUUCCGUAUUUCGAACGUAUCUUCUUCAGCAAAUAUUUGUGAAGAUGAUCAAUACAUGGCUAAUCUCAUCGAUCAACAUUUAGCUUUAAGUUCCUCUGGAAGAUCACGCAAAGUGUCGACGAUCAGCCAGCCUAUUCUUACUGAAGACAUUUCGUUAUUUAAUAACGCAGGCUUUCUUCCUCAUCAAAUUCGUCGUUCAGAAACUUCAUAUCCGUAUGCGUAUAAAUCAUCCGGAAAUCUCCAAGCAAAGUCAGGUGUCCAGUUACGAAACACUUCUACGUGUACGGAUGACUUCCACGAAGAAUUACCAAUUAACAUAAAUCAUCUACGUCGUCAACAAACCAAAGGAAUUAAGAAAACAAUCAAAUCGAUUUCAAAAACACGUGUGCUGGAUCCGUGUGCACAAUCAAUGGAAAGUGCUGUUCAACUCGAUCAUUGUCAACGUUUAGCUGCACCACACCCAAUUAGAUAUAAAAUUUCCGAAAAUAUUCUACCAUCAACUGGUACUAUUCUAAGAACACACUAUGCAAUGAUACAAGAAGAGCCAGCGCAAGAACCGUCGAUUCAUCUCAGUCAAUUACGAGUACCGUUGUUUGCCACAUCCAAUACGACAAACCAAUCCGUUUCAUCAAUCAUCGAACCAACGACGUUCGUUGACUUACCAAUAAUGAAUGAAACUCCUUUUCAUAUCGAUCGUGUUCAACGUUUGACUACACCGCAAGUCAUUCAAUACAAACCAUCAACAACUAUUCAGCCAUCCAUAGGUUCAAUAUUUCAAACAAGGUUAGCACUUGGUCGAGAAGAUUCACCAGAAGAAAAAUCCUUUCAUAUCAAUCAAUUACGGCAUCCAGCCAUGAAACAUUCAUCGACUAAUGAACGAGUAUGGGCUUGGAUGUAA